AUGCUGAGAAGGCAGCUGCGCGUGUCAACGCAGCUGAUCUUGACGACGCCCAUCCAGAAGAUGCUUCUUCUUCUGCCGCUGCGUCUCUCGUGGCAGACGAUGCUUUUUCUGCUGCCGCUGCAUCUCUUCCUGCAGCAUCAGUUUCUGCAGAUGCACGUGGUGACUCACCACGUGCUAAUGAUGAUGGCUUCCAAGUUGAGCUCAUUUAUUCGGGAGAGGGCGGCCGAAUACGAGCCUACGAAUAGAACUCGAGCGGGUAUUCAGACUCAUAGUCACUACGAGAGUAUGAUUAGGUCGGAGGAUGAGCAUGCUGACUCAUCCCCCGCGCCUGCUACUACGCAUCUGCUUUCCAGCGAAUGCGGUGAUGACUUGCAUCAUCGUGAUGACGUUUCUAGUGGUACCAAGACUUCUGUUGCUACCACGCAGGAGGCUGUAGACGACAAUAUGCUGUCUAGCCCCUGA
Molecule: messenger RNA, 462 nt
Organism: Peronospora matthiolae
Lineage: Eukaryota; Oomycota; Peronosporomycetes; Peronosporales; Peronosporaceae
Source: the annotation of a GenBank genome assembly